This is a messenger RNA of Lasiosphaeria miniovina, 2031 nucleotides long. RefSeq lists its product as uncharacterized. Bases 1 to 2031 code for a protein of 676 amino acids. The record is from RefSeq and is a predicted model, not a curated record. The transcript has 2 exons. Lineage: Eukaryota; Fungi; Ascomycota; Sordariomycetes; Sordariales; Lasiosphaeriaceae.
AUGAAUGCUGAGGAAAAGCUGGAGUGCCCCCUGCUCAGGUGUACCCAACGGUUCCCUGACCAUGAGACGAUGCUUAAGCACCUAGCAUGUUGCCGCCAUCUGGCGUCGGGCGAGUUCUGGUGCUACGAUCACAUGAGGGUGGAACGCUUCGACGAUAUCAAGUGCAAGCGCUGUCUGGGCCAUCCGUCAAAGAGGAGGAAGAUGCUUUCAAUGGCCAAGAGUUUCUUCCACACGCUAGGCCACAAAUCCAAGAAGACACAGGGUCUCGGCUUCGAUGCCGACGAUACUCUGCUGAUGCCACCGCCCAGCUACGACUCGCUCGGCAUCCCGCCAUCCAACGGAAACCCCACCGAGCUGUCGUCAACCGAGAUUGUCGAGAUCGAUUCGAUCGAAGUGAGCGCAAUACACGUCCAUAGCACAGUGGUAACCGCGUCCGAUGGGUCAAUAAACCCCCAAGCCCUCAUCGUGCCUGCCAUGCCGGCCCUCCCCGAGCUCGACUCGACGAUGCUGUCGAGCGAAUCAUUCAUGCAAUGGCAGCCGCAUCCUGCCAUCUCGGCGUCCUCCUUUGACGUCGCUCCCCUGGAAGACGGCGAGUAUCGAAGCCAAUGUGUCUCGAAGCCGGCCCUUCAGUUGACUACCCAAGGUCUCCAAGGUCGCCGCCAUGCGCCACGGCCCGUAGCAGCCCCGACCGUGCCGCGUAGCAAGGGUCUAUCGCCGAGCUCCUCGGUACGGUCUAAUGCCAGCACCGAUACGACUGCCAGCUCGACGAGCAACAACAGUUCUCUCAUCUCUCCCAUCUCCAACUGGAGUGGGGCGUGGUCGAUGGGGUCGGGAAUCAACACAAGCCUGACGUCCCCUGUGGAUGGAUUCCUUUGUGAUGACCCAUUCGCGGAUGUGGUGAAUGAUAUGACCGACGGCUAUCCCAGUCUUCUCCACGACUUUUACUCCGAACUCCCGGCCGACCUUCCCCUCGUCAGGCACCCUAAUAGCAUGGCAUGCGACCCCCUCUUCCUUUUCGACGACCCACCCCAAGCCGACGUUUCUUACGCCCCUGAAAUCGAGCUGUCCGAGAACCAGGCCGGAUUGGUAGACCUCGGCGAGCCCGAACCCGAGCCCGAAGUUAAGCAGACGGAUGCCUGUUGCUCCGAAACCAAGGCACUGGUGGGCUCCGCUUGGGAUGCUUUGCAAGAGCAUAUCCUCUCGUCGAUGCUCAAGCUGGACAAUGUCAAGGGCAACCCACUUGCAGACCAACUCAAGCCCAUGUCGUCCAAAACGGUAGCGAUGGCAGGCCUCCGAACCGUUCGCACCUUCCUUGAUGGCGGGCAGCCAUCCUCCGCAAGCGACGUGCUCUGUUUUGUACACCUUGCCUAUGCCUUGUCAUUAGUAGUGCACGAGCAGGAUGCAUCUCACAAGUCUAGGGAUUUCUUUUUGCAAUGUCUGUCUUACGUCCACUUCUUACCGCGCAGCGACCAAGAGCCAUAUACUCAGCUAGCCAUCGCUAUUUGGAAACCCUCGGAUGUCACUCGAGAAGAUAUCAAGACAUUUCUAGCCACAACGGCCCGCCAGUUACCAAACACAUCGUUUAGCAUUAAAGGAAAAUCUCCCGAGGUUGUGGGAAGAGACUAUUACGGAGGCCGUGGUCCGGAUGCUCUGCUCACCGCGGCCCGGAACUUCCUCGAUGAGUUGGAAAGCUCUCUCGUGCUUGGAGAGUCUUCGAUUAGCGACGUACAGGUAUCCGAUUUAUACGGCAAGCAUGUCCAAGACGCCACCUCUAUUGCCCCAGUCAAUCAAGCCUUUGCAGUGACUGUUUCAUAUAUCCUGAACUCGCUUGUCGAAGUAUUUGACGAUACUGGCAAUCUCGAGAGGAAGCUGGGCGAAAUCUACCGGAGGGUCAGCGAUGGCACAAUCUCUGCCGUUAGGAGAAUCGAGAUCGAGCUGCUCUUUGCUGGGAAGGUAAGACCUAUUUGGCUCUCUCUCCAUAAGGAUUCGAGGCAAGCUAACUAUAACCUAGGCCUCUAUGGCUUCUGCUAA